CUCAAAUAAGCAGUGGCCAUCACCAUGGGCACAAGCCCGAACUUAUCCUUCUUCCCCGGCAAUCACUGGCUCUACUUCUCUGUGUACCUCUUCACCUUCCUCGUGGGGCUCCCCCUCAACGUGGUGGCCUUGGUGAUCUUCGUGGGCAAGCUGCGGCGGCGCCCCGUGGCCGUGGACGUGCUCUUGCUCAACCUGACCCUCUCAGACCUGCUCCUGCUGCUCUUCCUGCCGUUCCGCAUGGUGGAGGCUGCCAGUGACAUGCACUGGCCCCUGCCCUUCAUCUUCUGCCCCUUCUCCGGAUUCCUCUUCUUCACCACCAUCUAUCUGACCUCCCUCCUCCUGGCAGCUGUAAGCAUCGAGCGCUUCCUGAGUGUGGCCUAUCCGCUAUGGUACAAGGCCCGGUCCAGGCCUGGACAGGCCAGCCUGGUCAGCGGGGCCUGCUGGCUCCUGGCCAGCGCUCACUGCAGCGUGGUCUACAUCAUGGAAUUCUCAGGGAACUCCUCCUACAGCCAGACUAUCAAUAGCACCUGCUACCUGGAAUUCCAGGACAACCAGCUGACUGUUCUCCUGCCCUUCAGGCUGGAGAUGGCUGUGGUCCUUUUUGGGAUGCCCCUGCUCAUCACCAGCUACUGCUAUGCCCACCUGGUAUGGGUGCUCAGCAAGGGAGCCAGCCACCGGAGGUGGAGGAGGGUGGUUGGGCUUGUGGCAGCCACGCUGCUCAACUUCCUCGUCUGCUUUGGGCCCUACAACGUGUCUCAUGUCGUGGGCUACGUCCAGGGUGAAAGCCCGGCCUGGAGAACUUAUGUGCUGCUUCUUAGCAUCCUGAAUUCCUGUGUCGACCCCUUUGUCUACUACUUCUCAUCAUCUGGAUUCCAGGCUGACUUUCACGGGCUGCUGAGACGGCUGACUGGGGGCUGGGACCCUCGGAGGCAGGAGGGCAGCAUGAAGCUGAAGGAGAAGAAUGAGGAGGGGGGCAGACGCUGGAGCUGUCCGACAUAGAGAACAGGGAGUGGACUCCAGGAGGGCUUUGGAGCCAGCAGCUGAAUGACCGGGCAGUUCCUA
This is a messenger RNA of Neomonachus schauinslandi (Hawaiian monk seal), 1062 nucleotides long. RefSeq names its product free fatty acid receptor 3 (gene FFAR3). The record is from RefSeq and is a predicted model, not a curated record. Gene Ontology annotation, cellular component: plasma membrane. Gene Ontology annotation, biological process: G protein-coupled receptor signaling pathway; cellular response to fatty acid. Gene Ontology annotation, molecular function: G protein-coupled receptor activity. NCBI's taxonomy places the organism in Eukaryota, Metazoa, Chordata, Mammalia, Carnivora, Phocidae. Bases 25 to 999 code for a protein of 324 amino acids. The transcript is spliced from 2 exons.